Elgaria multicarinata webbii is the source of this 3421-nucleotide messenger RNA. RefSeq names its product potassium voltage-gated channel subfamily A member 2. Gene Ontology annotation, biological process: potassium ion transmembrane transport; protein homooligomerization. The record is from RefSeq and is a predicted model, not a curated record. Gene Ontology annotation, cellular component: membrane; axon terminus; juxtaparanode region of axon. Gene Ontology annotation, molecular function: delayed rectifier potassium channel activity; protein binding. The transcript has 2 exons. The coding region runs from base 907 to 2406 and encodes 499 amino acids. NCBI's taxonomy places the organism in Eukaryota, Metazoa, Chordata, Lepidosauria, Squamata, Anguidae.
GUUAAGUAUAGCAGUUGAAGGCUGCAAGCUUUGUCAGGGUUGUACUAUUUUUCUAAUGCAUAAGGAGAAGGGAGGCCAGGAGUCAGGAGACAGGGGAGAAAUCCAGUGAAAGGAGAACCUGAAGACACAGCCUGAAGGGAUGAGGAUGGUGUUAGGCACCGGGAAGGAUAAGGGGUCAGGUGCGUGCAAAAAUCUCUGGUUUAGGGACUAAGGCUAAAAGAUGGUAUUUCACUUGCCUCCCCUCCCUUCGUUCUUGAAUCCUGGCUGUGAGUGGGUAAGGAAGGCGGCUGUCUACUGCUGAGGAUAGGAUGCCAGGGAGUCUCUCUUGGGGAGGAAAAAACCUUUGGUUGGGCUUAGCAACAACAAGAAGAAAAAAAGCAGUAUCCAGAGAAGAGAACCGAAUAGCCUCCCGUGGUUAUCCGUGAGCUGAACAUCCACUCAGCCAAGCCAGAGGCUGGACAGCCGGCAAUGCAGCAUUGUGCUAAGGACAUGGGAAUCGCAGGGGGCAUUUCUGGCUGAGACCUCGAGCCCACAUGGGGUCUGCCUCAGGUGCUUAGGGUCGAAUCUUUCCAGGAUGUGUCCUGCAUGCAGAAGGAAGGCCACUGCUUCCUUGAUGUGGACCUGGCUGCAGCUGGGUGAGCUAUGUGCGACGGAGAGCAUGAUGCACGUUUUCUUCUGCUGAGACGGAAGACCACAAGAGAGACCACACUGCAGAGGACCCUGCACCAGCCAGGCUGCGUGAACGACAUUGAUGCCGAAUGGUGUGGACGGGCUUUUUUGAUCUCCUCUCCACGUUUUCAUGAGCCACUCCCAAGCCCAUGUGUAUACCCAUCCAGUGGAUAUUAGAGUCCCUGUGAACCUUACCCCACCCCGACAUUCAGGAAAGUUUUGAUUAAAGGCCCAAAUAUGACCGUUGCUACUGGAGACCCCACGGAUGAAGCAGCAGCUUUGCCUGGUCACCCUCAGGACACCUAUAAUCCAGAAACUGAUCAUGAAUGCUGCGAGAGGGUGGUCAUUAACAUCUCGGGACUGCGGUUUGAAACACAGCUUAAGACACUCGCUCAGUUUCCAGAGACUUUGUUAGGAGACCCGAAAAAGAGAAUGAGAUAUUUCGAUCCUCUCCGGAAUGAGUAUUUCUUUGACCGAAACAGACCCAGCUUUGAUGCUAUUUUGUAUUACUACCAAUCUGGUGGCAGGUUAAGGCGGCCUGUUAAUGUGCCCUUGGACAUCUUCUCAGAAGAGAUCAGGUUUUAUGAACUUGGGGAAGAAGCUAUGGAGAUGUUUCGGGAGGAUGAAGGUUACAUCAAGGAAGAAGAACGGCCUUUACCAGAGAACGAGUUUCAGAGACAAGUGUGGCUACUCUUUGAGUACCCAGAAAGCUCUGGACCAGCUAGGAUUAUAGCAAUUGUCUCUGUCAUGGUCAUUUUGAUUUCAAUUGUGAGCUUCUGCCUGGAAACUUUGCCUGUGUUCCGGGAUGAGAAUGAUGAGAUGCAUGGCAGCAGUAGCAACCCAAGCCCUUAUUCCAAUAGCACGAUGGGGCAUCAACAGCAAACAUCUUUCACAGACCCCUUCUUUAUAGUUGAGACACUCUGCAUCAUUUGGUUCUCUUUUGAAUUCUUGGUGAGAUUCUUUGCCUGCCCCAGCAAAGCUGGCUUUUUUACCAACAUCAUGAACAUCAUCGACAUUGUAGCCAUCAUCCCAUACUUCAUCACACUUGGAACAGAACUGGCUGAGAAACCAGAAGAUGGCCAGCAAGGCCAACAGGCAAUGUCUCUUGCCAUCCUUCGAGUGAUUCGUCUGGUGAGGGUGUUCAGGAUCUUCAAACUCUCCCGGCACUCCAAGGGAUUGCAGAUCCUCGGACAAACCCUUAAGGCCAGCAUGAGGGAGCUAGGCCUCUUGAUAUUUUUCCUCUUCAUUGGGGUCAUCCUGUUCUCCAGUGCUGUCUACUUUGCAGAGGCUGAUGAGAGUGAAUCUCAGUUCCCCAGCAUUCCUGAUGCUUUUUGGUGGGCUGUGGUUUCCAUGACAACAGUUGGCUAUGGAGACAUGGUCCCCACAACCAUAGGUGGGAAAAUAGUUGGCUCCUUGUGUGCCAUUGCAGGUGUAUUAACAAUUGCCUUACCAGUGCCGGUUAUAGUGUCCAAUUUCAACUACUUCUAUCACCGUGAGACAGAGGGAGAGGAGCAAGCUCAAUACUUGCAAGUCACCAGCUGCCCAAAGAUCCCUUCUUCCCCUGACCUAAAGAAAAGCAGAAGUGCCUCCACUAUUAGUAAGUCUGAUUAUAUGGAGAUACAAGAAGGUGUGAAUAAUAGCAAUGAGGACUUUAGAGAGGAGAACUUGAAAACAGCCAAUUGCACCCUAGCUAACACAAACUAUGUUAAUAUAACCAAAAUGCUAACUGAUGUCUAGCUAAUGAUAAUAAUAAUAAUAAAAAGGAACCCUAAUAACAUAUUUAAAACUCGAGUGGAACAACUGCAGAUGUUGCAUAAUACCUUGCAUUGUAGUUAAUACAAUAUGUUCUACAACAUGUAUUGGUUCUGCAUGGGAAGCAAUAGUUGUGUAAGUGACUCUUUUUAACAUUUGAUGCUCAAUAAGCUUUCAUGUGAUCCUUUUUUUCCAGCACAGAUUUCUGGGUUUCCAAGUAUAUGGAGCAUUUAAGGCAAAAUUAUGUCACAAUAUCAAAUGAAAGGCAUUGGAGAAAAACAAAACCAACAAUCUCCCCAUGUAAACAACAGUAACUACCAAAUGCCAACUAGAUACGUAUCGUUUAAUAUAGAACUCAAUCCAUGCAAAAAAAUAUAUAUAUAUCCCAAGGAAAUAAUAUGCAGCUAUACAUCAUUCUAGCUUUCCAGCUUCAGGAAUUAUACAAAAGGUCAUGCAUAGUUUAAUUAAUGGAACAUCCGUCCAAAUUACUUUAAGGUUCAGAUUUCCAGAUCAGAAAUGCCAAAGGGAGAAUAUACCAUGCAGGGUCAUGCUUCUGAACAAAAAAUGCUGCAUUGGAUUCAUCCACUGCAGCAUGUCAGUGUGAGGCUCGCAGGAGGCACUGUUUAGUAGGACAUUUUCUGUUGCUUUGGUAGAGAUACACCAAGAGCCUGGAGACAUUAAAAACACACACAUACACAUGCAUUCUUGCUGGUUUGGGGGUCACCAACAUAUUCAGAACUGAAAAGCAUCUUGUUUCAAAUGCUGGAGCAACUAAGCUGUGGCCUAGAAUAUAUUUAUACUGCAGUGAAAUUUAACCAGUAUUACAGUACAGCUGCAUGGAUAUUUGUUGCAUGGAUCUUAAUAUUUAAUACACAAAAAUAUAUCUAUUUUCUUAAGUAGACAAUAGUAUACCUGUUUAUAGUGUCUCUAGAUUCUCCAGUGGCUUGAAGGAGAUUCAUGGACAUAAAAGAAAAAUAAUAAUAAUCAUAAAGGGAUUGGA